This is a messenger RNA of Podospora pseudopauciseta, 4285 nucleotides long. RefSeq lists its product as uncharacterized. Gene Ontology annotation, cellular component: transcription factor TFIID complex. Bases 2924 to 4000 code for a protein of 358 amino acids. Gene Ontology annotation, biological process: transcription initiation at RNA polymerase II promoter. NCBI's taxonomy places the organism in Eukaryota, Fungi, Ascomycota, Sordariomycetes, Sordariales, Podosporaceae. The transcript is spliced from 2 exons. Gene Ontology annotation, molecular function: protein heterodimerization activity. The record is from RefSeq and is a predicted model, not a curated record.
CAAGCAAGAACCGCCACUUACCAACCGCCUACAUGUAUGUACUCACGGAACUCCACGGAAAACCUCAGAACCAUACACAAAAUCCUGCAGCCGACUUUGGGAACGUUGGAUGAUGGCCCGGCCUGCAUAUGCACGCGAAAACGGCGUCUGUGUGUUUCUGCUCACAUGACGCAGAGACACACGGCAGGUUGGCGGUCAGGGAGAUUCAUCAGGACAGGAAACGGAAGAACGGCCUGGUCCGUGUCUUCUCCUGUGUGCGAAGACAUUCAUGAUCUGAGAUCCUUCCAUGUUGAUGUUGCAUCAGACAGCUAGUUUAUCGCUUUCCGCAACGCGGCACAGCUCCUGCCAGGCAGGCAUAUUGAAGGCACAGGGCACAUCAUAUACGGUGUAGAAUGCAAGGGCUAAUUGCACCUCGUCUCAAGUAUAUCCACAGGCCAGCCAGAAGUUCACAAGAAAAUACAACCGCAACAAGCUGAAUAAUAAUCCUCACCCGAGACAACCAGGGGCGUGGAGGGAAAUUGCAGAAUCUGGCGGCGGCGGCGGUGAGCGUUCAACACGAGCAAGAGCAUCAACACAAAUCUGCAGCCAUCCACCAGAAUAUCAUCCGUCAAUGAUAUUGGAUCUCGACAUGCAGUUGGAGACAGACAUCAAGCAGGAACAACAGUGCGAGAAAGGCCAAGGCCAAGACAAGACAAGACGGAGGGAGCGGAAGCAUGCGUCGCCGUUUAGGUAGGGUUCUGUGCUGCUGUGCUGCUGGGCACAGAGAUGAGUUCCCCGAACCCAGACAUUGACGUGGCUAGCCGUUUUGUGUCUAUUUUGGACUGUGCAUACCGCUAGAUCUGUACCCCGAGGUCGCCGAGCAAGACCUGAUCCAAAAUAUCCCAGCCUGGCUUGAUGACCCCAAGAUAUCUCCAUCGCUCUUUGGUGACAAGUAGACAGAACCAACUCAAUUAGGCACCUCCGGAAUCCUCAUCACUCCCCUCCACCCCAACAUCCCCCUCAACACCUCCACCACCUCGUCAAAAUCCGGCCUCCCCUCCACAUCCCCAUCCUCGCACCUUCUCUGCAGCUCCUCCAACCCCCUCCUCAUCGCCCUCUCCCGCUCCCCCUCCCCCCCUUCUUCCACAAGCCCGAGCACAUCCCCCACCAACCUCCCAAACGCCGCCACCUCCACCCUCUCCACCCCAUCCUCCUCCUCCCCAUACACGCUCGCCGCCCCAAAAUCCCCCAACAACCCAUGCCCAUCCUCCUUGCUAGCCAAAAUAUUAUGCGCGUACAAAUCCCCAUGACAGAUCCUCCGCCCAUGUAGAUGCGCCCCCGCCCCCGCAAUCCCCGUCAGCAUCUCCACCGCCUUCCCCAUCUCCCACCCCCUCUCGCCCUCCGUAAACCGAUCCCGUGUGCAGCUCUCCAGAUCCGGCGGCAAGCCCAAAACUUCAUACCCCCUCGGCACCAAACUCAUCACAAUCCCCCCCUUCACCCCUUCCCUUUCCCCUUCAGAAUAUCCCGUGACCUUUCCCACAACACCUAUCAACGACUCGUGCGAUCCGGCGAGCAACACCGCCUCCAUCUCAUCUUCCGGCCUGCCGUCGCUCGUGAGAGAACCUCUGAACAUUUUGACGGCUACGUCUUCUGUGAAGUCGGAAUCAGGGGAGGGCUUCCAUUCUGCUUGGGAGAUGAUGCCCGAGGCGCCCCGGCCGAGCACGCGGGAGAUGGCGAGGGAGCUGUAGGGGAUGUCGAGGAGGCCAAAGGGGAGUUUGUGGGCUUUGCGGGAGGAGAGGGAGCAGGGGUUUCCGGCGAAGGAGAGGUAGGCUAGCUUGGGGAAGGCAGUGAACAAGAACUUGGGGAGGGAAGAAAAGUUGUUGGCCGAGAGGCGGAGGAGGGUGAGGUUUUGGCAUUGGGUGAGGGAGGGGGGGAGGGUAGAGAGGUUGUUGCCCGCCAGGAGGCAUUUCUCGAGGUUGGGACACGAGGAGAUGGAGGAGGGGAGGAAGGGGAUGCGGUUGUCGGUCAGGAUUAGCCAGCGGAGUUUGGGGGGGAGGGUGUUUUCGGGUAUGCUGGUGAGCGAGUUGUGGCGGAAGGCGACCAUUUCUAGGGUGUGGUGGGAGGAGAGGUCCGGGAAGGUGGUGAAGGCGCAGUUGGAGAGGAAAAGGAUUUUGAGGUUGGGGAGAGAGGUGGUGAAAUUGGGUGGGAGAGAAGAAAGACCUGUCCCGGAGAGGUCGAGGUAGGUUAGGGAGGGUCCGAAGGUGAAGAUCUCAUCAGGGAAGACGGUGAGGGAGGGCGUGGGUAUGAGCUUGAACUUGGUGAGGCCGAGGUUGGCAAGGGAGCCAUUUUGAAGGGCCUCGAGGUCGUAGGUGUCGUUGCUCAUUGUAAAGUGCUGGCUUACACUGUGGACUGGGUUGGUGAUCACUGGGCGGAGUGAAAAGCAGAGUGAGCUGAAGUUGAGGCGGGUGAGGCUUCCGAGAUUCCAGCCCCAGAGCGGGUCUCAUGCUGGGCUUCUCGUCUCACCCGCCUCUGCCCCACAGGGCAUACUGAGCAUCACAUGAGCAAAAGUAAAGACAUUCUUAUCAUGAAUAUUCCAAACUCAAAUCAUCUGAACUGAGCGCGCGCAAAUCGACUGAAAUAUUCUGACAAGACACAAAACUGGUGAAGAGAGAGAUGCUCAAGGCUGAAAUCUAAAGUGGAGAUAACUGUGGGGGGUUGUGCAGCGUGAAGCUAGUGCAACGGCCCUUUGACAUCAGUGGACCGUGCUCCCGUCAGAUUGAACCGCCGCCGAACUUGGGACCCAACUUCCAUUGCCAAUCUCAAACCCUCUCCAGCAAAAGGCCAGUCCCGUUGCGAGCGACAAAACAAGGCUUCCACACAUCCACUCCGAACCGUCACAAUAGAAUUGGUUCCGUACUCGAUCUACCGAUACAAAUCCAUCACAAUGUCGUCCGAGGCGCGAAAACGGACGGCCGAGCCCACCGACGACGAGCUGCCAGCCAAGAGGCAACGAAGCGUGGAGGGCGACAUCGUCUCGGCCGUGGAACAACUGCAGACAUUGAAUAUCGCACCUUCCAUCACCCAUGAGGAGAUGGCGCGCGCUGGACUGCGUCGCGCCAUCGCCCUCGCCUUGAAGCAUGUUGGAUUCGACUCGUCCGCGAAGGAUGCCAUGGAGAUGUUUACAACGAUGGUGGAAGAGUAUGUCGAGUCGCUCUUCGGGACUGUCAAGAUCAAUGCCAAUGCUGCUCGCCGUUCCCAACCCAUUCCUCGCGACUUUGAGCGCGCGUUGAAGUACUUCAACCUGACCACCACUGCGCUCGAACCACACAAGAAGAAUCCCAUUCCAAGAGCCAAGAGGAUACCUGAAUACGAGCCGAUACCAGAGCGCGAUCCAGUUUUCGUCGACAUGCCAGUACUCGGCGCGGAGCUGGACGGUGCUCGCGACAAGGAAUCCAAACUCUACAUCCCUAAGUCGUUCCCUGCCUUUCCAAGCAUUCAUACCUACAGAUACACGCCUGAGACGAUUGAGACCGCUACCGUGGUGGACGACUGGGGGAGCUUUGCUGCGGAUUCACAAUCCCAGACGCUCAACGGAUCACAAGCCACGCCACAGCCGCAACGACCGCUUGCACCCGAGGAGAUUCCCCAUGGCGAUCCCAAGAAGCUGCGCGAGGCUGCCGCAAAGGAAGCAAAGGCAGGGGAGGCGGCUCUACGAAGGUUGAUGCGCGCCUCCAAGAUCGCGAAGCAGAAGGAGGUCUGGACUUCGGCGCAGUCUCGGCCAGCGAGGCGGGAGCGUCAUGAGCUUUGGGAGUCUGCUAUGCGCGAGUUCAUCGAGGAUGACACGAGGGCCAGCGGCAAAGAGGUGGCGUCAGGAGGGUUGCAUGGCGAGAAGGGCAGGUUCGAGAUUGCCGAUCAUAGCAUGAUUGUCAACACGGAGAAACGCUAUUUCAGGCAUGAAGUCCCUCGAAGUGGUGCCAGGAAGGCUUUGGCCGCCGCUCAGGGUAUCUCCAGCAAGGGUUGAGGGGUGGUAUGGGACGUAGCGUAUAGAGCCGCACAGAAUGCAGGACUAUGGGAUUCGGGAUUCGUAUUGCAAGAGGAACCAAGACAGGGUUGGGAUACAUCACAGGAGUUUGGACUUAAUUUUGGCGCUGGGGAGACGGACGGGAAAACAGGAUCAUUGAUACCCCAUGCACAACUCUUCUAGAAAAUAGGGGUCAAUCAGAAGCAUGUAGCUUAGCUUUAAUCUAUUACCAUCGCUGAACUCUUUGUUCUCCUGUUUAUCUGCAAUGGACAUCAUUCCUUAUCA